Molecule: messenger RNA, 1734 nt
Organism: Abrus precatorius (Indian licorice)
Lineage: Eukaryota; Viridiplantae; Streptophyta; Magnoliopsida; Fabales; Fabaceae
Product: external alternative NAD(P)H-ubiquinone oxidoreductase B3, mitochondrial-like
Exons: 10
Coding region: 1-1734 (577 amino acids)
Molecular function (GO): calcium ion binding; NADH dehydrogenase activity
Source: RefSeq, a predicted model, not a curated record
AUGCGUUGGUCUUCCUUCUAUCAAACAGCCUCGAGGGUUUUUCAUGAGAAUCCGUCUUGGUCCAAGUCUGUUGUUGUAUGCACUGUCAUCAGUGGAGGUCUAGUGGCAUAUUGUGAUGCUAGACCAGACUAUGGUGUUGAUCAAAGUGCAAAAAAGAAGGUGGUGGUGCUUGGAACUGGUUGGGCUGCAACCAGUUUUUUGAAAAAUAUGAAAAGCUCCUCCUAUGAUAUUCAUGUGGUUUCACCACGCAACUAUUUUGCAUUCACUCCUUUGCUACCAAGUGUCACUUGUGGCACAGUGGAAGCACGGAGCAUUGUUGAACCGAUUCGCAGUAUUUCCCAAAAGAAUUCUGUUCAACAGAGUGGUGUAAAUAUUCAAUUCAGUGAAGCUGAAUGCUAUAAGAUCGAUCCCAAAAACAAUAAAGUUUACUGCAAAUCUGCUAAUGACAAACAGCUGGGUGCCCCAGAAGAAUUUUCUGUUGAUUAUGAUUACCUGGUAAUAGCUAUGGGAGCCCGUUCCAAUACCUUUAACACACCCGGUGUUCAGGAGCAUGCCCAUUUCUUAAAGGAAGUGGAUGAUGCUCUAAGAAUCCGUCGAAAGGUGGUUGACCUUUUUGAAAGAGCAAGCCUCCCUUCGUUACCAGUGGAAGAGAAGAAAAAGCUUCUCAGUUUUGUAGUUGUUGGUGGUGGCCCAACUGGGGUGGAGUUUUCAGCUGAACUUUAUGAUUUCGUACACGAGGAUAUUGCUAGAUUAUAUCCUUCUCUUAAAAAAUAUGUGAAGAUAACUCUUCUGGAGGCAGGCGAUCAUAUCUUAAACAUGUUUGACAAGAGAAUUACAGAGUUUGCUGAAGAAAAGUUCUCCAGAGAUGGCAUUGAUGUGAGGUUGGGAUCUAUGGUUGUCAAAGUUAGUGAAGAUGAAAUCUCUGCCAAAGAAAGGGGAAGUGGUAAAGUUGUUUCUAUACCUCAUGGAAUGGUAGUUUGGUCAACAGGUAUCGGUGCUCGCCCUGAAAUGCUUGAAUUUAUGAAGCAGCUUGGCCAGAUUAACAGGCGUGCAGUGGUCACUGACGAAUGGCUAAGGGUGGAAGGAUGUGACAACAUCUAUGCUCUAGGUGAUUGUGCCACUAUAAAUCAACGUAAAGUUAUGGAAGAUAUAGCAGUGAUAUUUAGCAAGGCAGACAAGGGCAAUUCAGGAAGGUUAGAUCUUAAAGAAUUUCAAGACGUUGUUGGUGACAUUAUUGAGAGGUACCCACAAGUGGAUAUUUAUCUGAAGAAGAACCAAAUGAAAGAUUUGGCCAGCUUGCUAAAGAAGACUGAAGAAAGCUCUCUUACGGUGGACAUUGAAUACUUCAAAGAUGCUCUUUCCAAAGUAGAUUCUCAGAUGAAAAAUCUUCCUGCAACAGCUCAGGUAGCUGCUCAACAAGGAGCCUAUCUUGCUGACUGUUUCAACCGCAUGGAGUUGUGUGAGACGUAUCCUGAAGGCCCUCUCAGGUUCAGGGGAACUGGACGCCAUAGGUUUCGUCCCUUCAGGUACAAGCAUUUUGGACAAUUUGCUCCUCUAGGAGGAGAACAAACUGCAGCUCAGCUUCCAGGUGAUUGGAUUUCAAUUGGUCAUAGCACCCAGUGGCUCUGGUAUUCGGUAUAUACGAGUAAACUAGUAAGCUGGAGAACAAGGACUUUGGUGGUAUCUGACUGGGCAAGGCGAUUCGUAUUUGGAAGGGACUCAAGUCGAAUCUAA